Molecule: messenger RNA, 1057 nt
Organism: Leptopilina boulardi
Lineage: Eukaryota; Metazoa; Arthropoda; Insecta; Hymenoptera; Figitidae
Gene: Cpr49Ah
Product: endocuticle structural glycoprotein SgAbd-2-like
Exons: 4
Coding region: 150-695 (181 amino acids)
Cellular component (GO): chitin-based extracellular matrix
Molecular function (GO): structural constituent of chitin-based larval cuticle
Source: RefSeq, a predicted model, not a curated record
UUUCCUUUACCUAGAACACAGUCGAUCGUAAACUCAUCUCUUCGUUCUGCGUUUUGCAUCUACUUUUUUUUUUGGCAAUAGUACCGGUAUACUGUAUCAUUUUUUUUUUUUUUUAGUGUUGAGACUUUGUUUCAUUUUAAGGAUACAAAAUGAGGACCAUAGUAUUUGCUCUAAUUAUUGGAGUAGCAGUUGCACAAAAUCAAAAUUACCAUCAGCAGGAUCAGGGAAAAAAUCAGUAUCGUGAAGAUGACAGAAAUGGAGAAAGGCGCGUUAGUACAACUCCUAUUCCAAUUCUUCAAUGGAACAAACAACAGGAACAUGAUGGAACUUACAGAACAAGCUACGAGACGGGUAACAAUAUUAUCGCGGAAGAGAGCGGUUACCUUAAGACGGUAGGUGAGGGUGAAGAUCAAGUCGAGUCACUCGUCCAACAAGGAAGUUAUUCUUAUACAAGUCCUGAGGGUCAAUUGAUAACAGUUCACUACACAGCUGAUGAGACUGGUUUCCAUGCUUCUGGUGAUCAUAUUCCAACUCCACCUCCUGUUAGUGAAGAAAUUCAAAAAGGAUUGGAUCUCAUUUAUGAGGGAAUUCGUAAACAACAGGAAGCUGAUGCUCGUGAAGCUGCUCUCAAGUCAAACCAACCACUUAGCCAGCAGGUUGAUAGACAACAUGACGACAGAAAAUACCGACAAUAAUGAGAUUAAAGUAAAUACCAAAUUGCAAUCUUUAGUUUAAGUUUAGAUCAUAUAAAAAAAAAUUGUAUCCUUAUAAACACCAAUCAACGAAAUACUCAAACAAUACCGAAAUAAUUUAAAAAAAAAAAAAAAAAAAAAACGAAAAGCAUUGUUCAAAGCUUCAUUUCUUAUCUGUCGUAAUAUCACCUACCUUGUAUCUUUAAUAUUAAUAUAAUUAUUGUAUUGUAGUAUUAUUACUAUUAUUAUUGUAAUUUUUUUUAUUGUGCGUAAAGACUAAGAUGCGAAAUGCACCCUUCGACCUGUGCCAAUCCGACCAUUAUCAUCAUUAAAAUAUUAUCAUAAAUCGUAAAGUGAGAAAACUC